Larimichthys crocea (large yellow croaker) is the source of this 8786-nucleotide messenger RNA. RefSeq names its product neuronal growth regulator 1 (gene negr1). The transcript has 8 exons. Bases 292 to 1371 code for a protein of 359 amino acids. Lineage: Eukaryota; Metazoa; Chordata; Actinopteri; Sciaenidae. The record is from RefSeq and is a predicted model, not a curated record.
UGCUCCCAUUUUACAUCGCAUUUCCUCACUAGAUGGUGUGCAAGCCACUGGAGAGUACACUUCCCCGCACAGUGGGCUCUACAUCCAUCAAAACAAACCUGGGAAACUAUACGGAGGACCAUUUCUGUACGGAGCUCCGAGGAGGAAAAGUGUGGAAAUAAAAAAAAAAAAGCGUCGUUCGCAUUUUCUUUUCUUUUUUUUAUAAGCAAACCCCGCGCUCGUCUUUUUGUUUUUUUUUUUGUAUUUUGCAACAAGAAGUCUUGGGAGAAGCGGCAACAACACACAGCUGUGAUGGACAUAAUGAUUGCGGUGCAGGAUGCUUGUGUCUCUGGUCAGUGGCUUACUGCGAUAAUUCUCAGCCUGUGCUGCUUUCUGCCGUCCUGUUUGCCCGCUGGACAAACUGUGGACUAUUCCUCGGUUGAAAGUGUGGUCAGCAGACAAGGCGACACGGCUCUACUGAGAUGCUACCUAUUGGAUGGGAUCUCUAAAGGAGCCUGGCUGAACCGCUCAAGCAUCAUAUUCGCAGGGAACGACAAGUGGUCUGUGGACCCGCGUGUGUCCAUCGUGUCCAGCGUCGGAGACCAACAUGAGUACAGCCUUCAGAUACAGAAAGUGGAUGUAAGUGAUGAUGGCCAGUACACUUGCUCCAUUCAGAGUGAACGCAACCCGCGGCCAAAGCUCCUCAACCUUAUUGUAAAAGUUCCUCCCAAGAUAUAUGACAUUUCCUCUGACAUCACGGUAAACGAGGGCAGCAAUGUGUCGCUCAUCUGUACAGCCAGUGGGAAACCGGAGCCAAGCAUUUCCUGGAGACACAUAACCCCAUUAGCCAGGAAGUAUGACAGUGGUGAAUAUCUUAACAUCACCGGCAUCACAAGGGACCAGGCUGGAGACUACGAAUGCAGCGCUUUAAAUGACAUCGCCUCUCCUGACACCAAAACAGUAAAAGUCACAGUCAACUUUCCCCCAUCUAUCCAUGAGAUGAAAAGCCAUGGAGUCGGCCUGGGACGCACAGCUCUGCUAAGGUGUGAGGCAGCUGCUGUCCCUUCUCCGACAUUCGAGUGGUACAAGGGUGAGAAAAGGAUUAUCAAGGGUCAAGGUAUCGACAUCAAGAGCCUCAGCUCCAGAUCAGUCCUCACAGUGAACAACAUGACAGAGGAUCGUUACGGGAACUACACAUGUGUCGCCUCCAACAAGCUAGGGACGGCUAAUGCCAGUGUGCCUCUCAUUCCAAUUAUUGAACCCACCACCACUAGUGCUGUCUCAAGCCCAGCGCCCAACACUGCACCCUAUGGGAGCACAGGAAGUGCGUACGCCCCGCUGGCCUGCCGAUACCUGGUCCUGGCUCUCUCCUCCUUCAUCAGCGCGUACUAGCGGAGGCCAGCCCAGACACAAUGACUGUCGAGAGCAUUUAUGAAUCCUUUUUGACAUUGCUGAUGGCUGGAAUCCAAUCUGGUACAGUGAGGGAAAAAUAAUCAGCGUUACUUUGUGUGGGGAUUUUUUUUUUCUCUCUUUGCUUUUUGGUGAAAUUUCUGUCAUGUAAAUACUAUGAUGUUUUUUUUAUUAUUAUUAUUAUUAUUAUUAUUAUUAUUAUUAUUAUUAUUAUUAUUUCCUCUUUUUUUUUCUGAUUGAUUGACCACCUUGUGAAUCAGUGCUCAGUCCCAGCCCCACUCCACUUCCAGUCAUAUCAAAAGCCCCCAAACAACCCAAAUUAGUUUCAAGCCUCUUUCUCUGGGAGGCGAUGGCGCAAAAUUGACAUUUUCAUCCGUUUUUGUACAUGGGUAAAAAGACGCAAUUGUGCCAAGUCUCUCAGUACACAGAAUUACCAUACCAAUGUUGUAUUGAAUGUAUUAUGGGUUAAUGAACAAAGGAAAAGACAUUUAGAUUCCUAACAAUACAGAUUCAGAUUAUGGAGUGUGCUUAAAAAAUACAGAAAAAAGAGAAUUAAAAAAAAACAAACAAAAGAACAAAAAAGGCAGGACUCUUUCAGUACCUGCGUUGUCAUGAUUACUCAAUAGAUGGAUGAACAGUGUUGAAGGUGUGCUUUGUUGUAUUCUGAAAUGGGUCCUUCAGUUACUAUGCCUGCCUAACAGAUUUGAUCAGGCAGCCGUCAAAGUAGCAAAAUAUACUGUAUCGUAUCUUUAUAUUUUAAUAUAGUGUAGGCUUUUGUUCUGAAGUGGGACCAGUUUUUCUCAUUCGACCAAGAACAUUAAUCCAGUCCAUGACUUUGUACAGUAUGAAGGGAGGAACACCGCUGCCCUAUGUUUACAUUUUUCUUGAAAAUAUAAAUAAUACAGUAUAUACUCCAUAGUUCUUUUUUUUUUCCAGUGAGUCCACAUGUGAGUGUUGGAAGAAAAAGCAGAACCCAAAAUCAAAUGUUGUAAGCUUUUCUCUUAAAGAUGCAGUUGCCACUUCCAGUGGGCGUCUGAGCGGAGGGUUGUGUCUUUGAAUUUGCUGCGUACCUACUGAUCAUGCACUGGCUGGAAACCCACAGCUGCACACUGUAGGCUGCUUGAAGUUUUUUGGCUUCAAGUUUUGGCACGGUACUUAAAUAAUGGAUUCCGGGAAAGGUAUUUUAUUCUUCUGUUUUUCUUUUACAAUACACGAUUCAAUAUUAAAAUAUAUUACAGUCUCUUUUACAAUAAAUAUAUCUACAUCAUUGUACCAGAGAGCCAAAGGCCAUGUUACUUAUGAUUUCUGGCCACCAACGUAUUGGGUUCAGUACAUAAAAGAACAAAACAAUAAUGAAACCUGCGUUGGUCCCAAUCACGAGCAACAGAACACAAAAUAAAUCUGAACAUGCUCAUCACUACAAACAUGGCCUAAGGUGCCAACAGCUCCUCCAACACGAGGGUUCAUUUUUAUUAAAAAACCCGAACAGUGUCCACAGGGCCGGUGAACGUCCGGCAGAGUUGAGAAUAAAUUAAACAAUGAGGUCAUUUAAUGAGAGAUAUGACUUUUUGUUCGCUGAAAUGAACAAAAAAAAACAAUGUUAAUAUAAGGGUUUACUUUUUGACAAGACUGUCAUGGCAUAUUCAUCCUCGAGUAUCUUCAGUCCAUGGUGUAAACACAAAUACUGUACUGUAAUGCCUUAAUAGUACCAUAGACAUUAAAUGAACCUCUUUUAAAAUUACACUUCCAGAAGCUCUCGGUAAGAUACAACUCAUUUGUUUGACAUAUUACUGAUUAUUGAAUGUUCAUAGACCUAUAGCUGACUUAUCUUUCAAAUUAGGCAUUAUAUUCAGUACAAACAAACAAUUCUCAACUUACGGCUCUCACAGGUAUUUUCAAAUAAGCCGGUUGCAUCUGAUGAAAACGCAGUAUUUGUCGUACAGGAUAACAUGUUUGCGGGUUUUGUUUUGGAUUUGGUUUGUGUUAUAUUUUGACCCUGUGAUUGAGGGACUAACAGUACCCGAGCUCACGCAGUAUUUUCACAUGAACUUGUAACUGCAAACCUAGAGAGAAAUAGCCAUCGCAGUUAAAAGACUUAAAGCACAAACACUGUUAUUACUUUUACGUUUUGUGAUGACUUGUUUGCUAAACAUUUUCUUUCUUUCUUUCUUUUUAUUUUUUUAUUUUGUUGUUGGUACUGAUAUUGUUAUCAGCUUGUUUUUCAAAUUAUGAAAAUACUGCACCAUAUGAUCUUGUUUAAAUGUUAAGGUAAAAUGAAAUGGGUCAGAAGUAUAUUUAUUCUCUUCCUUUAUGAAAACAAUGUAUAAAAAAAAUAGAUUUGAAACAUGUAAAACUGGAUAUGUGACAUUUAUUUGAAUGAGACGCAGUGUGGCAUAGUUUAUAAUGUUGUCGGGUUCAUUUAGAUGCCAUAACUGUUGUUGAUUUUUUGUCAGACGAGUACAUUAAAAGAACAAUGUUUGCAAUCAAAAUUACCUACUUUUUGAAAGAGAGGGUGUGAACCAAUAUAACAGUAUUAUAGAACAGAAUCAAUGUGUGUAUAUUUGGAGAAAAUAGGAUACCUUUUGAUCUUUAGAGCCAGUGUGUAGUCAUAGUUUUCACACACUUGCGUGUUUGACGAUGUGCAGAGAGUAUGGUUGUGCUGCAUGUCAAAAGUUAACCUGUGUUUUUGAGGUGGCCAUUUUACAGAUAUUCAUACUUUUUAUGAAUGGACAGUUUUUUCCAAUCCUUUGGUUCUUUAAAUCUGGUCUAAAGAUACAUACCUCCUACAGACCACCAGGCUAUGUUUGUUUGUGAUUUAUUUGAAUCAACUUUGCUGAUAAACUAAAAACAACUGCUGUUCAGCAUCAUAAUGAUUAUUGUGGCACAUUGGUGGCCGUCUGGAGUUAUGUUCGUUGCUUCUCUAAGCAGUUAAGACCAUGCUAGUAUUCCAUAUGAAAUGUACUGGAUGUUAAUUAUUUUGAAUAAUGGUAUUAACAAGUCCCUUUUAUCCAACCACUAUUAUUUGCAAUAAAAGUCUUCAUGUUACAAUAUAAACCCAUAUCUGAGUUAAUGAGCACUCAAAGGGGUUGUCAGUGUCACUGAGAUAGGCUUUGAGUGGCAUUACGACAAUGUCCUCCUUAAAACAUAUCCUGCCACUUCAUUCUCCAUGCACCCAGAUGUCCCCCUUUAAGGGCAUUUUUAGAUUUUAUAAGCUGUAUCAACAUUUAUUUUGUGAGUAAGCUAAACUACAAAAUCAGGUGUGGACCGUUACAUAAUCUCUAUAAAACGUUAAAUCUGUAGGUGAGGGACCAAGACGUGCUCUGGAAGUGUUCUGGUUCCUGUAGCUCGAGUAGCAUUGACCAGUCAUGUUCAAGUGGGCUUUGGUUGCAAAAAAAUACAAUCUCUGAACCUAUCAUGUAUCAUUUAACCACAGACUACAGAGGAAGUCUUGGCCUGGAAAUCCAAUAUCUGUUCUGGUCGUUGCCCCCAGAGGCUAAAUCGUGAUCUGACCAUCGCUGAUGGGUUCCGAGAUUGACUGUCAAGCUGGUACCUGCACGCUCAGCCAGUCUCCGAUGGUUCAAAAAGACCAGCUGAGUAACAGGUCCUUACACUGACUGACUGCACACGUCCAGCGUGGUACGUUGUAGCUAAAGCUAGCUAGAUAGUGAAUAAUCCCAGAAUCCCCAUUAGAACGUCUUACACUAAUAUUUUAUAUUUUAAUCAUCUCAAUCAAGAUAUUAGAAAAUUAAAUGACUAAAAUGAAUGAAAAGUAAACAAACUUCAGUAAAAACUGUGAGCUGGAAAUAGCUAACAUUACAAUUGGAUGAAUUUAGAACCAACUAUUUAUCUGAUAUGUAAUUUACCAGAUUUUGUCAUUAUCAAGUAGCAGCUAUAUAGCAUUAUUAUAAAACUACUCAUUAUGUAAUGUCUAGAGUAAUGAAAAAGUAAAUUUAUACCACAGUAAUGUAGCUAUAUAAUAUUCUUUAGUGAGUGACAGUAAAUUGGUCUUCUCUGAAGUUGCCUUUAAGCAAAAUACUUAUUAAAAUAUAAUUUUAUUGGCCCAGUUAAACCCUGCUAAAACAAAGAUGUGAACUUGAUCAUCCUAUAUUUGAUCACGGGAUUUUUAUUACCUCCUAAAAAUGAUCUAGUCGUAAAAAUGAAUCCAAUGGUAUGUGUCUGAAGUCAUAUCUAAUAUCAGUUCUCAUAUAAUUUUAAUAUUAUGUUUGUAAAACUUUAACGGUUUUGUUUGUUCCCCGCACUGAAGUGCUACUGGGCCCUUUUGAACUCGUACUGGCUCACUGCUGGGACUAUUCUCUGUUCGUACAGUGUAGCUUGAGUUAUUGAGUCAUCUUAAUUUUGCAGUAUCAUGCAUAUUUGAUCCCCUCCCCUCUGCCCUCAAACACUAUAAAUCCUCCUGAGCCCAGAUGGCUAGAUGCCACAGUACAUAGGAUUAGCCACUGUUUGGAGUGCGUCGUCAUCAUUGACUGAGAGUGUGUCGCUCAGUAUAUAUGAUCUGCAGAUACAAACAUAAAUCACUACUCAUUUUGUUCCAUAAUGCAUCUGGGGUCCAGCGGCAGCCGCCAGCGCAAGGCUUUCGAGUAUCCUAUGACCUGAAUUCACUUUUGACUGAAACAUCCGCGGCUGUGUGACCUACCUCUUAAAAGUUCAGUUGGAAAAAGUCAUGUUGAUGCACGCGCUGAAAAGAGGCCACGCCACCCACCUGCAGAGAUCACUGCCUCACCUCGCGCUCCCAGCUGACAGCAGAGGGGGAAAAAAAAUCUCUCCACUUUUAAAUUUAAGAUAAGAGGAUUUUAAAUAUUCAUGCUAGCGCAUAUUAUUACGGCCCCACAAUCCCCACCCUGAAUUUUUAAAUUGUCCAUUUCAAAGCGCCCACCUCCCUUCACCAGAAUCAUACAGUUCAGUUUGAAUUCAUUACAAAGUUUGGAUUUGUUGCAUUGUGGAUCAACAUCAAUUUAAACUCUUAGAGGGGGACAAGUACUGUACUGAAUGUGCCUUUAAAGUAUUUAUCAAUCAUAAUCCUUAUUUAGAGCAUUGGUGCCACAACAAGCUGUUAAAAAUAGGAUAUAUAUAUAAAAUUAUUGCUCAUUUUUUCAGUACAUUGGCUAAUUAUAACAUCAACCAAACAUUCAAUAUCUCAGCAUCCUGUAAAAAUACAUAUACUAUGUAUGUGUGCUUGUUUGAAGACAGGUUUCAUGAAAGAUAAUUAAGUUUAACAGUUAUUCUGACACAUGUAACCAAGUUACACAAGUAACCACUAGCUAGCGUAGCAUACAAAUUGAAGAAAAAAAUGAAUUAAACAUAGAGUAAUUAUGAUUAAUAGUUAAAGAUUAAUGUAAGUGUGUGUAUUUAUCUUGCAGGGAAACCGAAGCAGGGUUCAAAUCAUCUUCAUCCUGGAUAUUAUCAGGUCAAACUGUACAGGCAAACGAUUCAUUUGUUUAGUAAGGGCAGGGAUGUGUUUGACAGACACGUUUAUUAAUCUUUUUUGUGAUUGACAUACUGUACCUGAUUCUAUCUCAAAUGUUCCUGCUGCAGUAAAAAAAUAAAUAAAUAAAAAACAUGGCUUGAAAAGAAAACAGUUUAAACAAACAGCAAGAAAUAUUUUUGCCGAUGACUCCGGAUGUCACUGUAGGAAACAUCAUGACAGAUACUGUGUUGCUAACAAAAGCUGAUGUAGGGAGGUGAGGCAAUAUAAUGCAAGUGGCAUUUACAGUCUUAAAAGACAAACAUAAAUAAAUAGUGACAAGGAGCCAUUUUGUAUUGCAACUAAUACAAAUAUUCAAGCUGUCAGGGUAUGUUUUCAGCACAUAAUGCUUUACAGUGUAUUGUGAUUUGACUGCUCAAUGCAAGUUAAUUUAUUUAUCCCGCAGAGAAAUUAAGGCAGCAUAUAUUAUAGGUUAUGGAAAUGAUUAGCAUGAUUUUCCAUGUGUUGUUUGGCACUUCACAAAGGCGUCACCAUGAACAGAGAGGAGAGUUGACCCUGCGAUUAAUGAAACCCUUUCUUGUGCCUUUGUCUGUUUUAACUGGGAGAUUGUGCCAUACUACAAACUGGAGCUGCUGCUCCGGCUCCUGCAGUCGCCACCCUACUUCCCUGAGCAGCAUACUGAGUUGUCACUAUCAAAAAAAAACUCUGUUUCUUGAGUGCUACCAUUCAGUAUGGUGGAUAUGUUUGUUGCACAGCAAGCACAAGCUACCCCUCCUGUCAAACGGAGGCAGAAAGAAAAAAAAAAAAUAAACAAUAAACUUGAAUUUUCUUUUUUUCAUUCAGUUCAAAAUGGAAAAAGAAAAAAAAAUAGGCUUCUCAAACAUUUCAAUUGGUAAAAAAAAAAACAUUGAGUAACUUCUGACUGGUGUGAAUUUUCUUUGAAAUCUUUGAUAGUGUGGCAGCUGCCAAUGUAGGGUUGGACGUGCUAUUUUAAAAAGAGGUUGCAUCAAGUAUUUGUCAACCUGUCCCUCAUUAUUUCCACUGAACUGGAAAAUAAGUUGCCAAGCAAUGAUGCAGAGCCUGAGAUAAUGCCUGGGUUUUAAAGCAAGCUAUCUAAACCAGGUCUCUCCAUGACGCCGAUGACUGAAUCACACACUGCGAAGUGUUUUCACGUGAAGCUCCCGGGCAAUUGUCAGUUUUCAUGAAGGAUUGAAUGAGGUUGCCAUAAAGAAAAAAAUCACCAUUUGACUGACAGUAAAUAUAAUCCUAUUUUAUUUGUUUUCAGGCCUCAAAAGGCAGAUUACACAUUGUUUUAUAUAUAUAUAGAUAUAUACAUAUAUACUGAAUGACACAACAAAUCACUUCUUUGUAGCACCAGUUCAUCUUAUGUGUCUUCAGUGUUGUGUUUGUUUAAAUGGAGUGGCCUCUAGUAGAGUUCAAGGUGUGAGGUGCAGCAUUUCUUCUGUUUGUUUUAAGUGAGUUGAAUAUAUUUACGUAUGCCAUUUUUGUUCUUUUUACAAAAAAAUCAAUCAGAGUGGCCAUUAUAAGGUUGACGGGAACAUCCUAAUUUUUCUAUAUGAACUUUUAUUUUGUUAUUUGUUUGUUUUAUUUAAGUCUUCAAAUCACCAUGCUGAAAAAUAAUGUGAUGAGAAGUCUGGAACGGAAAUGUUUACUCAAAUGUGUAUGAUGGUCCUUUAGCCACCAGGGAUAUAGUUGUACAUUUAUAGGCUCUAGAUCACUGGAAUGAUAUAUAUGGCUUUAAGUGGCAUUGAUAUAUCUAUAUAUAAUAUAUAUAAAUAUAUAUUGAUAUUUGUCCAGAAAUAAGAAAAUCCAUGUACUUUAAUUACUUUAAAGCUUACAUUGUGUAUAGCACGUAUGCAAGUCCAUUUUCAUCAUGUUUGAUGUAAUUUUGUAGCAGUGGUUUGAUACUAAUAAAUGGCAGUUGAUGAUGGAA